UGUAGGUUCAUUAUUAGCCUUUGUUCAAAUUUUGUUUCCUUCAAAAAUGAGGGUCAGAGCUCAGAACCCUCUAAAUCUGAAGCUCCUCCUCAUUAUAGUCACCACAUCAUCUCUCCUCCUAUUCACUCUCAAAUCAACCUUACCAUCAUCCUCGUCUCCGGCCGGUUUCCUGUCUAGGAAGGCGAAAGGCGGCGCGGGGUGCUCGCCAGGGAAGCUGCCGACGUCGGUGGCGGAGGCGCUGGUCCACUACACGACGUCGAGCAUCACCCCGCAGCAGACGCUCAAGGAGAUCUCGGUGACGGCGAGGGUCCUCGACCGGGCGUCGCCGUGCAACUUCCUCGUGUUCGGCCUCGGCCACGACAGCCUCAUGUGGCACUCGCUCAACCACGGGGGACGGACCGUGUUCCUGGAGGAGGACGCGGCCUGGAUAGAGCAGAUCAGCCGGAGAUUCCCCAUGCUGGAGUCGUACCACGUGGCGUACGGGAGCAGGGUGAGCGAGGCGCGCGGACUCAUGGAGGCGGGGAGGGGGCCCGAGUGCACGGCCGUCGCUGAUCCGAGGUACUCGAUGUGUCAGUUGGCGCUCAAGGGGUUGCCCAGCAUUGUCUACGGCGUGGAGUGGGACGUGAUCAUGGUGGACGCGCCCACAGGGUACUACGAUGAGGCACCGGGGAGGAUGUCGGCCAUCUACACAGCCGGGAUGAUGGCUAGGAACCGCCACGGUGGGGCCGAGACGCAUGUGUUUGUGCAUGAUGUGAAUAGGGAGGUGGAGGAUCAAUUUUCGCGGGAGUUUCUUUGUGAGGGGUAUAUGAGGAAACAACAGGGGAGGUUGAGGCAUUUUCUUGUACCCAGCCACAGGGAUGAUCCCAAUAGACCGUUUUGCCCUUUAGUUCGAACAGCCGCUUGAUUUUAUCAUUUUUUUUCUUCUUUUUUGGUUUUGUGGCUCUAUGUAGAAGGAAUUGAAUUUGUUGAUAAAUUUUGAUAUAUAAUGGGAGAUGAAUAAAGAAUAAGAUAGAUGGGUGAA
Messenger RNA from Salvia hispanica, 1021 nucleotides. Its product is annotated as glucuronoxylan 4-O-methyltransferase 1-like. The record is from RefSeq and is a predicted model, not a curated record. Gene Ontology annotation, biological process: xylan biosynthetic process. NCBI's taxonomy places the organism in Eukaryota, Viridiplantae, Streptophyta, Magnoliopsida, Lamiales, Lamiaceae.